AAACAAAUAAUGAUCUAAUUCUAAGCUUCAUAAUGAGUUUAUAUUUUAAGUCUCUUGCCAAAGAAUUAGACUUUUGUAUAUUUCUCCAUUAUGGAAAAAGACAUUUUGAACCCCAAAAACACAAAUGAAGAUUGGGAUAAAAACGCAAUGAGACUCAUUGAAAUAAAAAAGUUGAAGAGAAAAAGCAACAAUCGCCAUAUAUCCCCCUUCUAUCUUCACUGGUGAGAUUUCAAUGUAUCGCUUCAGGUUUCAACUUUUCUACUCCACAGCUGCUGCUGCUGCAACUUCCCGCAACAAUUUGUUGGCGGAAAUGCUAGUGAAUUCACUUGGUUUCUCCACAGAAAAAGCUAUUUCUACUAGCGCCAAGGUAACUUUCUUGAAACCUGGAAACAACAAGCCUCAAUUAGUCAUCAAUUUCUUCCAACAAAUUGGUUUGGACAAGACCCACAUCAAAACCCUUGUUUGUGCCACCCCUAGUUUGCUGUUUUCUGAUGUUGACAAAACCCUUAAACCCAAAAUUAAGGUUCUUCAAGAACUUGGAUUAUCUGGGUCCGACAUAGCUAAAGUCCUCUCAAAAACUGGGAUUUUCUUGCUUUCUAGUCUUGAAAAUACAAUCAGACGCAAUAUUAGUUAUCUCCGACAACUGUUAGGUAGUGAUGAUUCUCUUGCUAAAGCCAUUAGGAAAGACUCUAAAAUCCUUUGGUAUAAUGCCCCUAAAGUAAUGUCACCCAAUGUAGCUUUCCUGCGAAAUCUUGGGUUUUCAGGUAAGGAUAUCGAGAAGCUUAUUCUACGAGAUCCAAGGAUUCUUCUUCUAAAAGAGACUAAGUGGCUUGAGAAUGCAGUGCAUCGAGUAGAAAGGAAUUUACACAUUCCUCGGGACUCCAACAUGUUUAUCUAUGGAUUUAUGGUUACUGCAUCCCUUGGGGAAUCAUGUUUGGAGAUGAAAUUAAGAACUUUCAGGAGAUUUGGGUGGUCCGAUUUGGAAAUUCUUACACUGGUGCAGAAACUUCCUUUAUGCUUGACCUCAUCAGAGGCUAGGCUUGGAAAAGGAUUGAAUUUUUUCAUGAAGGAGCUUGCCGGUUACCUGGCUUCUCACCCCGCUCUCUUAACAUUCAGCUUGGAGAAGAGGGUAUUGCCUAGGCAUGAAAUCUUGAAACUUCUUGACCAGAAGAAGCUGGCAAAGAGUAGCCUAAAUCUUUAUACUGCUCUGAUGGUGCCUGAAUCAAAAUUUUUGAAUAGUUAUGUGCUGCCUUAUACAGAUGAGACGCCUGAGCUCUAUGAGUUAUACAUGAAUAGUAGACGAUAGUAGAAUGCGUCGAGGAAACCACUUUGUGGAUAAUGUUGUUCUCAAGAAAAUCUCUUCUUGGAAACGUUAGCUGGUUCACCUUUCAUAGCUUAGGAGAGAUUCUGUUGACGAAUAGAUUCUUAUUUGCCAUUUGAUGCUGUUUUCCUAAGUGGAGAAUGAAGACAGUUUUACCUUCUAUUAUGUGGAUUUAUAAAUGCAGAAAUGCAUGGUAAGACUGCGUACGGCGGGUGCUUAGUGCACCGGGCUUCCCUUUUUUUAUGUGGAUUUAUAAAUGUAUAUCUCUAUCAAGAUAAUUUCCUGGUUGUAGCUGAAAUUUCCACCUCCUUUCGGUCGUUUUGAGUUUGGUGCUGCUAAAGCCAUAACCUGCAGCACUCUAUUCAAAUGAUAUACUCUUGCUUGGGAUGAUUUGCAAGUCUAUCUUUUAUCAGUGGAUAGUAUUGCUGCUAAAGUUCCUUCAUUGUCUUUCUGUCUUUCAUCUUUUGACCCCCUAGGGUGAAGGGGUUGUUACAACAACAACUACUACUACUACUACUACUACAUCUCAGUCCAAAAGGAGAAUGCUUGUUAGAGUAAAAGAAAUACUAUACUAUGGUUUCUGUAAUUCGAAACUCCAAGAAGAUAGAAACUAAUAAGAAUACACAUAGCUGAAGAAGAUUUGGUUAAGAAGUCAAGUUAAAGCUUUUUCUUGUAAAAAUAUAUGCUGAAAAUAUAUUUCCAAAUGCUUAAUUUAAUCAGCAUUGUAGGCUCUAAAAGCAGCUUCUUUACAUAUGUAAUCAGCACUUACCCCAUUUUCAAAGAUUCCUUGGUGCUGAACAUGUCAAUAAGAUUUUGAAUGCUACUGGUGUAAUGGUUUGGAACAUUUUCAACAUCAAUGUACACAUGCCUAUUUCAAUUUG
Molecule: messenger RNA, 2202 nt
Organism: Nicotiana tabacum (common tobacco)
Lineage: Eukaryota; Viridiplantae; Streptophyta; Magnoliopsida; Solanales; Solanaceae
Source: RefSeq, a predicted model, not a curated record